This is a messenger RNA of Pistacia vera, 3578 nucleotides long. Its product is annotated as wall-associated receptor kinase-like 8. NCBI's taxonomy places the organism in Eukaryota, Viridiplantae, Streptophyta, Magnoliopsida, Sapindales, Anacardiaceae. Gene Ontology annotation, cellular component: plasma membrane. The record is from RefSeq and is a predicted model, not a curated record. Gene Ontology annotation, biological process: cell surface receptor signaling pathway; protein phosphorylation. Gene Ontology annotation, molecular function: calcium ion binding; ATP binding; polysaccharide binding.
GGUUAGAUCAUCUGCUGAAAUAGGAUGAUCAAUAAUGGCGAUUUCGUCUGCCAGGGCCUUGACAAUGUGCAAGUAGUUUGGAAUCGACUGAUUCCCACGUUGAAUCAAGGUGAGUUCCUCUUUAAGUUGCAUAGCUCUUUUCUUGAUCGGCUAGCAUAAAGUGUGUUGAGUUUUUUCCAUGCCUCAUGAGAGGUUUUUGCCGUAGCAAUUAGAGGGGUAAUAGUGGGUGAUGUGGAGGCUAAAAUUGCACUGAGAAUAAGCUUAUCCUGACGAACCCAGUGAGUCUUGUUCAAUUCGGCAUUGGGGGUACCAACAGGAGAGGGGCAGGUAGAAUCACCAUUUACGUAGUCGAGUAAGUCGUAGCCUUUAAGCAAGGCUUCAAACUGUGCUCGCCAUUGAGGGAAGGUGGAGGGUGUCAGUUUUUCAUUGAUUUGGGCAGUGAUAUUAAGAGCAAUAAUAGGUUUUUCGGAAGCUGAGAUGGGUUGAAUUUGGGUUGAAUUUGGGGAUUUUGAUCGGUUGAGGAAGACAUUGUUGAGUGUUGGAUUGUAGGUUCGUUUGAGAUCGGCUCUCCUGAUACCAUAUAGAGAAAAUAACACUGCAGGGUCGAUGAAGAAUUUUUCAUACUUUCAUUGAUGUGUUGACAGAAUUAUAUAUACACGUAUGUCAGCUCUAUUUUAGGAAAUAUACAGCUAAUAGACUAAGUUAAGGCUUCAGUUGCAGAAUCUACAUCAGUUACACAAUUACAAAAAUAUUAUAAACUGAUACAGCAAGAUUUAAGGCUGAUUUGUCUCUUUAAUGCUUUGUUGUUGAUGCUCAGAACCUUCCUUUAUAAUAUCAACUAGAAUUUAUGUUGCUGAUUGUUAUAGAAUCAACUGUUGCCAGACCAUGAUUCCUCGUGGACUAAUUAGGAACUUCACUUUGAGUGUCAAUGUGAUGAGAAAGAUAGUAGCUAUAAGGCCUGCACAUUUGCCUUCUUGCUAGAUAAAGAUUGGAAAAUGUUUGUAAAUGAGAAAUGGGGUAUUUUUGGCCCUAAUGCCAUUGGCUUAAAUAUCAAUGUCAGACUAAGACAUGGUGAAUUUUUUAUUCUUGCUCCUACACCAAAGGCUUCAAGGGGAAACCAUAUCUUCCACAAGGUUGCACAGAUGUUGAUGAAUGUGCGGAUCUGGGCUUGAAUGAUUGUGUCAAAGAUUGCAUCAAUAUAAAAGGAAACUACACAUGUUCUUGCCCUUUAGUAUACAAUGGUGAUGGCCGUAAAGGUGGAAUUAAUUGGUUGUGUUGAAGACAAACCUUAGAUGACUCCAGCCAUACUAGUUUCAGUUUAUGCAAAUUUUGGUUAUCCAGCGCUGCGCAAUUGUCCAAAUCAAUGCGGCAAUUUCACAAUCUCUUACCCUUUUGGUAUUGGAUCUGGUUGCUCUAAAGAUGAGUCGUUCUCUAUUAUAUGUAACACUUCAUUCAACCCUCCUAAACCUUUAUUGACAAAUCCUCAGGCUGAGAUUUUGGAAAUAAAUAUCCCAGGAGGUUCCAUGCGCGUCAAUAGUGAGAUUUGUUCUUCAUGUUCCGGACUUGUGAAUAUAAGCAAGAACUUGGGAGACAAUCCCUAUUUAUUCUACUCAGAAAAAGGUAACAGGUUUACGGCAUUGGGUUGUGGUGUGCAGGCCACAAUCAGUGAAAAUAAUGAACUCAUUGGAGGUUGCAUGUCUAUUUGCAACGAUGAGAGCCAUGCCUCAUCCUCUAGUUCAGGAGCUAGUUGUUAUGGAAUCACCUGUUGCCAGGCUAUGAUUCCUUAUGGACUAAAGAACUUCACUUUGAGUGUCAGUGGGACAAACAAAGAUGGUAGUUACGAGACCUGCAAGUAUGCCUUCCUGGUAGACCAAGAGUGGUUUCUUAACCAAUCAUUUUCUUACCCUUUUUAUUAUAUGCCUUCGGACCUCUUUCCUGCAGUGCUUGAUUGGAAGUUCUCUGCAAAUGAGACAUGCAAAAUUUGUGGCCCCGAUGCUAUUUGUUCAGUGAAUCAAAGCUUUGUUUCUUGCUCAUGUGCCAAAGGCUUUGCGGGGAACCCAUAUCUUCCACAAGGAUGCAUAGAUGUUAAUGAAUGUGAGGAUUUGGGCCUGAAUGAUUGUGUCAAAAUCUGCAUCAACACCCCAGGGAACUACCAAUGUUCUUGUCCUUCAGGUUACAGUGGUGAUGGCAGUCGAGGUGGAAUUGGUUGCGUUGAAAACAAACAGUGGGUUAGAACAGCUAUAAUAGGUGCUAGUGCAGGCUUAGGACUUUUGCUUGUAAUUCUUGGAGCUUUAUGGUCUUACAAAGUACUGCAAAAAAGAAAAAGCAUUGAACUCAAAGAGAAAUUCUUCAAACGAAAUGGUGGUUUAUUGUUGCAGCAAAAAUUAUCUUCAAAUGAAGGUAGUGUCGAGAAAACUAAACUUUUUACUUCAACAGAAUUAGAAAUUGCUACUAAUAUGAAUAAUCAGAAUAGAAUCAUCGGUCAAGGAGGGCAAGGCACAGUGUAUAAAGGAAUGUUAUCUGAUGGGAGAAAUGUUGCAGUCAAAAUGUCCAAAGUAAUGGAUAAGGCACAACUUGAGCAGUUUAUAAAUGAGGUCGUUAUCCUUUCACAGAUUAAUCAUAGAAAUGUUGUUGAGUUGUUAGGUUGUUGCUUAGAGACUGAAGUUCCUCUACUUGUUUAUGAGUUCAUUCCAAAUGGAACUCUUUACCACGCUAUCCAAUAUCGAACAGAGGGAUUUCCUUUUUCUUGGGAAAUUCGAUUGCGUAUAGCCACAGAAGUUGCCAGUGCAAUUGCAUACUUGCAUGCUUCAGCUUCUGUUCUCAUCUAUCAUAGAGAUGUCAAGUCUUCUAACAUCCUAUUAGAUGAAAAAUUCAGAGCUAAAUUGUCAGAUUUUGGAACCUCAAAGUCAGUUUCUCUUGAUAUAACGCACUUAACUACACAAGUGAAAGGUACUUUUGGCUACUUGGAUCCUGAAUAUUUUUGCUGUAACCAAUUCACAAAAAAAAGUGAUGUUUAUAGUUUUGGAGUGGUUCUGGUCGAGCUUUUGACUAGGCAGAAGCCAAUUUUUUCUACUGAAGAAGAGGAAAAUAUAAGUUUAGUUGCAUAUUUCAUUUCAUCAUUGGAUCAAAACAACUUAAUUGGUAUUCUCGAUGCUCAAGUAAUGAAGGAAGAUAGAAAGGAAGAGCUAAUGGCAGUUGCUUACAUUGCAAAAAGAUGUCUACACUAAAAUGGGAGGGAUAGGCCAUCAAUGAGAGAAGUUGCAGUGGAAUUGGAGGGGAUUAUGUUCUCAAAAGGGUAUUUAUCUACUGACCAAAAACAAGAUAUAAGCGAUGCGAAAAUGUUGACUGAGAUUGGGGAAUGUAGUUCAAUCUCAUUUGGAACAUACUCAUUGAUGUGCAUUGAAUCUUCAAAAGAUGUCCAGUCACUUAAGUUACAUACAAUCUGACGACUCUGAGAUUGGUAGCUGCUUGUAGUAUACUUAUUAUGUAGCAAAAAAAUAUGUUUUCCUUGACAAUUUUAAAUUUGUUACCAAUAUCUGGCUACUUCAUGUAGCAAUUUUUAAUUAAUCGUAUUCAUC